UAUCACAGGAAGUCUUUUUCUGCUUGGACUUUUAUUUUGUAAUGUGUUCUUUGUCUUUCCUUUGCACUGUUUUUGUUAGAUAACAGUUGUGUCAAUAAAGAUUAUUGACCUGAGCCCAGAGUGUUUUCUCAGAUCUUAAUGCAGCAACGUUUCAGCUGAUUUACAAUGUGCUGACGGUUAUAAUGUUACAGAAUAAUGUUUUCAUGAAUUCCAUGCUAAACAGCAGAAACGUUAGCUCGUUUAGUCUUGAUCUGGCAGCAGGCUCUGGACUAACGCGGUCUCACUGAUCCUCAGCAGCAGUAACAACAUGGAGUCACGAGAGGAGGAGCCUGAUGAGGAAACACAGAGAUCAUUUCUGAAAGCCAAAGCUACCGAGAGCAUCCAAGCAGCCCACAGCAUAACAGAUGAUAUGACCUCUACUAGCACUGCGACAGCUGUGAGCGCAACGUCUGCUGCAGACGGUCGAUCAGACGACGAGGAAACGGGUGACAAACCGCUCAUCUCCACGCCACGCACAGAGCGGUCAGCAGAUGAGGAGGAGGAAGAAUGUGGGGGGCAAAUAUCUGUUGGAAAUGAGGAGGCUGAACAAGGCAAUGCGUGUAAGGAGGAUGAGGAAGACGAGGAGGAUGAACUGCAGCAGGUGUCUGAUGUCCAGCCAGGUAACACCGACAGCUGCUCCUUUAUUUUCUUCUUCUUCGGAGGUUCCUCUCUGAUUGUUUCCUGUGUUCUGUCAGGCGGUGGCGACUCGGAGGAUAAAUCACUGACAGCCACGAGACAGAGACCGGCUCCUCCCAGCACUCUAGCUUUGACCAGCCUGCCGCAAGCAAAGAAAAAAGUCCUGGUGGCUCCGACUCUCAGCCUGUCAUUAGGUCGCAGCGGGUCCAUGGUCUCUGAUGACCUGCCUUCUGUCUUCCUUUCCCCCUCCCCUGAAGAUGAAGACGACCAAGCACUUGACUUUGAUCUAGAUGCUAUAGAGACACCCUCAGACAGCGAAUCGCUGCCCUUCCCAAUGUAUGACCUGGACCUGGAAGAUGACCUGCGGCGUCUUGGUGUUGCCUCCAGCCACCACAGAGGUCACAGCUCCAGGUCUGACCCACAAACUGGUUGCCUGAUGGAAACAGACCAGAGUGGACUGGGUUUUCUGGAAAGGGAGGAUGUGGUGGACAGCCAUGGCACCAGGUGGCGUUGUUUCACUACAGGUGACCCUCCGCAGGAGAGCCGGGUCAAUAUGAGCGUCCUGGAGCCGUUCCUCAGGGUGCUGUCUCAUGGAGGUUACUAUGGAGAUGGUAUGAAUGACAUCAUCGUGUUUUCCUCCUGUUACCUGCCAGAAAACUGUCUGGAGAACUACCAGUAUGUGAUGGAUAAUCUGUUCAGGUUCGUAGUGGGCACUCUGGAGCUGAUGGUGGCGGAAAACUAUGUGAUCGUGUAUCUCUGUGCUGGAGGUCAGAAGGACAAACUGCCAGGAAUCAGUUGGCUCAGAGAAUGCUACACCACCAUCGACCGCAGGUUGAGGAAGAACUUGAAGGGUUUCUAUGUGGUUCAUCCCACCUGGUACAUUAAAGCUCUCAUCACCAUCAUCAAGCCCUUCAUCAGCACCAAGUUCAGCAGGAAACUUCAGUUCAUCAGCAGCUUAAAGGAACUUUCUAACGUCAUCCCCACUGAGCAUGUUCAGAUCCCAGACUGUGUCAAGCAGUAUGAUGACAGCCUGUCCAGGUGAGACUCCAGGUGGCGCUGCAGAGUCACGUACGUGUUUCUCUGACAUCCAGCAGGAUCUUAUGCACUGUGUCAGCAUUUGGGCUUCCUGAGUGAAUCGCCGGCACUUCAAGACUUCUAACUUUAUUGACAGUUUGUGUGGUGAACAGUGUUAGUGGGUCCAAGAUCUUUAUGCUUUAAGUUUAAACUGAGGGCUGUUGCAGUAUGAGCCAGGAAAGAACAAGUGUCCCCUCAGAUACAUGACUUCGUUUGUGAUUUUAACUGAAACAUUUCCCACAGUUACAACCUGGUUUGUAGAACUUAAAAUUAAGAGUAUUAGGACAAAAGCACAAUGAUGUAAAAUGAACAGCAGGUUCUGUGCGUCCUCAGAACGACACGCAAACAUUCAAGUUUGAUACAAAAAAGUGUUUGUGAGCCAGAACUGUCAGAGAUUUCAACGUUGGAUAUUUUGAAUCAAAGGGUUUUAUUUUAGAAAUGCGUUUUUAAGGUUUGUAACACAUUUCCUCCAACUUUCAGUGUUUUCUGUCAGAGUUGAACCUUCAACCCUGUCUGAAGUCAAGGUUCGCCUUACAGUGAAAUGUUCUGUGCUGCUAAAUAAACUCCCAAUAGUUCCACAA
Haplochromis burtoni (Burton's mouthbrooder) is the source of this 2330-nucleotide messenger RNA. Its product is annotated as BCL2/adenovirus E1B 19 kDa protein-interacting protein 2. The transcript has 13 exons. Gene Ontology annotation, cellular component: cytoplasm. Bases 308 to 1717 code for a protein of 469 amino acids. The record is from RefSeq and is a predicted model, not a curated record. Gene Ontology annotation, biological process: apoptotic process. NCBI's taxonomy places the organism in Eukaryota, Metazoa, Chordata, Actinopteri, Cichliformes, Cichlidae.